UGUGAGCGUGGAGCCUGCGCGUAUCCGCGCGCUCAAUGAAUGCGUGAGCGAGGCGCUCCAGGAGGAGUGUCCGAGUGUUUACACGAGUCAAACCGCUCCGUGUGUGUGUGUGUGCGCGCGCGCGCGUGUUCGUGUGUUUAUGUGUGCGUGCGUACGUGUGUAAGAGCGAAUAUGCCGUCGCUGUGGGAUUGUUGCCACUGCUGCCCGACACAUUGAGAAAUAAAUACGAAGAUCGAGAGGAGCGACCGGCGUCCAGCCAUGGGAGGCCAAAUCACCCGUAACGCCUUGUAUGAUUCUCUGGGUGGCCCAUUCCCUCCAUCCACUCACCGAUGCCACCAGAAGCCGAAGCGCUGCUUGCCCUUACAGCCAUGCAUGGGUAUUCCCGUCAGCCCGCUGCUCUUCCACCCCAGUGCCAAGGGCUCACAGAUCGUCAUGGACGGGGCCCAGAGGACGGUCAAAAGACAGGCCAGCUUUUGCAACGCUAUCACCUUCAGCAACAGACCCAUCGCCCUGUACGAACAGGUCCGCCUCAAGAUCACGAAGAAGCAGUGUUGUUGGAGUGGUGCUCUGCGUCUGGGCUUCACCUCCAAAGACCCAUCACGCAUCAACCCGGACAGCCUGCCCAAGUACGCGUGCCCAGACCUUGUGUCUCAGAAUGGUUUCUGGGCCAAGGCUCUGCCCGAGGAGCUAGCCAAUGAGGGCAACCUCGUUGCCUUCUGGGUGGACAAGAAGGGCCGCGUCUUCUACCGCGUCAAUGGCUCCAGUCCCAUGCUAUUCUUUAGCGGAGUGCGCACCACCGAACCGCUCUGGGCACUCAUCGAUGUCUAUGGUCUGACUCGAGGAGUCCAGCUACUCGAUAGUGAGAUCAUCCCUCCAGACUGUCUCCGUCCACGUUCCUUCACUGCAGUACGAGGCCCCUCAUCCCUGCGACGUGAGGCAGAGUCCUCCCGCCUGUCCGUCAGCCUCUGUGACCUCAACCUGGCACGAGACGAGGCUAGACUCCGCCUCCCAUCCGCACCCAUCACCAGCUCCCGCCCCAUUCCACAAAAUUCUCUGAACUCGUUCCUCCCAGCUGCCCUGGAAAGCGAGCUGCGUUUCCAUCAGCUGCGGGGCAGCCACCUUAAAGCCGUGGAUGAGCAGACAGUGGCACGCUGCGGUCAUGGGCACGAAGAAGAAGGCACACUGGUAUUCACCGAGCGUCCAUUGCGCCUCUCAGAGACCAUCUACAUCACAGUGAGCAAGUCAAGCCUGGCUCGCUCAGGCUCACUGUCCUAUGGUGUGACCUCGUGUGACCCCGCCACACUGCGCCCAAUGGAGCUUCCCUCAAACCCAGAGGAGCUGGUGGACCGCAAGGAAUUCUGGGCUGUGUGCAAGGUGCCCUCUUCGCUCCACUCUGGAGAUGUCCUGAGCUUCCUCCUCACACAGGAUGGAGAGCUGAUCCUGAGCCAGAACGGCACCAGCGCAGGCAUGCAGGCAUGUGUCGAUAACUCCCGCCCUCUCUGGAUGUUCUUUGGGCUGCAUGGUGCCAUCACGCAGCUAAGGAUUUUGGGGUCUAUCCACCCGAGUGAUACUCAAGGCCCAUCCAGCCCUAGCUCACCCUCCUCUUCCUCACCUCACUCACUUGGAGCAGGCCUAUGCAGUGGCAGCUCAGAGCCAAUGAUAAAUGCAGGCUGCUCUGGAGCUUUCUGCACCUCCGUCACAGGAACAACCCCAAGCUCACCCGUCCAUCUCUCCAAGUCCCCCACCUUCCCAUCAUCCUCCAGCUCAUGGCUGGACGAGUGCUCCAUCUGCUACGAGAACGCAGUGGACACGGUUAUCUAUGCGUGUGGUCACAUGUGCCUGUGCUACAGCUGUGGCCUGCGCCUCAAAAAGAUGGCCAACGCCUGCUGUCCAAUCUGCAGGAGGGCUAUUAAAGACAUAAUAAAGACCUACCGGAGCACAUAGGAGCCAUAUUCCACUUCUGUAAUACACCAUACGAUGGCCCAUGAGGGCCAAAACAAAGACACAUAAUGAGACCCUCACAUACGGGAAAGAGGUUUCUGGUUCAGGGACAUAUUCAUGGCCUUUCAUGGUUCCCAUGGUGAUGAAUUUGAACCUUAAAGGCUCAGGCAUCCGUCCUCAAAAAGGUCUCUUACAGUUUCAUGCACAAGGCUUUGUUGCUACGGUAACCAGUCGUGACGCUGCUCAGGAAAGGAGGAUUCUGACUAAAGCGCUCCACAUAGGAGAAAAAGGAGACGCAAAACUGUAAACAGCCUCAAGCAAAUCAGGAAGUUCCAGGAGACAUUAAUAUCUGAAAUGUUAAUAUCUCCAUCUUAUUUUCAACUCUUUCAACUCUAUUUGAGCCAUAAGAGACUCGAAGGGUCUCGUCCGUUUGCAGAAGUGGAAAGCUGGACACCAUGUUUAACAUUGAAAGAUAUGGAAGUGGAUCUUUGUUUUCUUCAACCUUUUGGCUGCCCUUAAAAACUCAAACUUUUCCGUCAGAUUCAUGUUAAAUGUUUCAGUGUCACAAUUUCUGUCUGUGUACAGCUGAGAUUAAUACACAUAAAACACACAAACACACACAUGUACAGUAUGCCCCAAGCCUCAUGCUCUCAGAGCUAAUGCUUAAGCUACUAUUCCAGAUAGCUUGCUAAUGCUACAUGCUUUGCAGUCAGUGUUGAUGUCUUGAAUCGAUGAAAGGACCUUCAAGCACUGAUGACAGUGCAAUGCUGUGUUAAGCAGCGGUAAUGUGAAGCCUCAGUUCACUGCUGAUACAAACAGAUUAGAAAUUUCACACGAUAAGAUGGUGCUGCUGGUGCAUUACAGAUGUGCCUGAUUAGUCAAAUAACAUUUAAUCUCAUGUUAGUCAUAGUUUACUUCAACAGGCGCUUAAAUAAGACCUAAAAUGGGAUCAAUUCUAAAUUAAUCAAGUAUUAUGGCAUUUUUAAGCUAAGCAUAAGAAUAAUAUAGCUUGAAAUAUCAGGCACAAUUGCAGUUUCUAAGUAGAACUUGCUACACUUUACAGGACUAUAAUGAGGCUAUGCUGGUGUACAUUAAUAGUGUAAUGUUAACAGGACCACACAUUAUAGCGGCAUUAUGAGAAAGUCGAAGCUAAUUUUUUGAAAGUGGCAAAUAAGCUAGUGGCUCAGCUUGUGUUUACUGUGGAUGUUUGAUAUUUGUGUGGUGGUUUUGGGAAACCCCAUCAGAUGUCGCUGUGGUUGUGAGUUCUCAUCAAAAAUCAGGUUUUGGCCAAAAUCAUCCAAGAUCAACUUUAAGAUACCAUUACUACUGUAUAUUUCACCAAAAUGACAUGGAAAUGUUUUGGAUUUCUUCCUGCAGAAGUCACAGUAGGUAAGGAGCCAGUUUAACAAACGCAGCAGUAAAUGUAGACAGUUUACCUAAAUACGUCUAAUAGCUUAAAAAGUCAAGAUGUCAUACAAACUCUGUUUUAACAAGCAUUUCAAUCCACACCGGCAGUAUUAGAGACACAUCAAAGCCAAGCUUGCAUUUCCCACUGCCUUUGUUUUACACUUCACGUCUAUUUUUUGACUCGCACAUGUGAGUGAAGAGUAAACUCCUGAGAAAUCAGCUGAAAUCACAAACCACACUUUAAAGCAUAAUCCAGAAAGAUCAUGAUUGUGCAACCUGGAAUUAUAAAGCAAAGUGUUUGCACAGUAUGAUACUGUUAUACCAACACGGGGAAGCAAAUUAAAACACAAACAUCCUAGUUGUUCAACAUCGUAAUGCCUUAUGUCACAUUUUUUAAUGAAGUUGAGCAAUGUGAUUUUUCACUUCUUUUGGUUUUUAGGUGCUUUAUCGUUGUAUUAGUGCACUCGUAAUGACAGUUGGCAAGUAGUUGAUGGAGUAUGGAGCAGAUUUCCUCAUCUUGUUCUUAUGUUUAUACAAUAGUUAGUUACGGUCCAUUAAUUCGAUUGAUCAAGUGGCGUUCCAAUAGUGCUUAUAUUUCCUAUAACCACACAGGGGAGUUUCACUCGUCUUAUGUUCGCCAGAUAAACAUUCCACUUCCUGUUUCAAAAUGGUUACUACACACCUGGGUAAAAAAAAAAAGGUCUUAA
Messenger RNA from Ictalurus furcatus (blue catfish), 4055 nucleotides. RefSeq names its product neuralized E3 ubiquitin protein ligase 1Aa (gene neurl1aa). Bases 259 to 1944 code for a protein of 561 amino acids. Gene Ontology annotation, biological process: nervous system development; negative regulation of Notch signaling pathway. NCBI's taxonomy places the organism in Eukaryota, Metazoa, Chordata, Actinopteri, Siluriformes, Ictaluridae. Gene Ontology annotation, molecular function: ubiquitin protein ligase activity. The record is from RefSeq and is a predicted model, not a curated record. Gene Ontology annotation, cellular component: plasma membrane; postsynaptic density. The transcript is spliced from 6 exons.